Molecule: messenger RNA, 6201 nt
Organism: Onychostoma macrolepis
Lineage: Eukaryota; Metazoa; Chordata; Actinopteri; Cypriniformes; Cyprinidae
Gene: slc5a7a
Product: solute carrier family 5 member 7a
Exons: 9
Coding region: 3069-4847 (592 amino acids)
Biological process (GO): transmembrane transport; choline transport; acetylcholine biosynthetic process
Cellular component (GO): plasma membrane; perikaryon; synapse
Molecular function (GO): choline:sodium symporter activity
Source: RefSeq, a predicted model, not a curated record
UGCAAAGCAGCCAAUUCUAUGGUUAAUUUAAUAGCAUUAAAAGGAUAAAGUGAUUAAUUUUCACCCAAAUUAAUUGUAUCAUUCCGGACCUGCUUUCUUUGAAAGAAGAUAUUAAGAUAAAUCUCACAGUUUUCCUCCUGCCAUGCCGUGAAAUUCAUAGUUAACCUUCAAAUUAUCCUCUUUUGUGUUUCACAGAAUCAUGCAGGUUUGGACCGCUUUAAGGGUAAGGAAUUGAUGACAGAAUUUUAAUUCAUGGGCUGUCCCUUUAAUCUAACAGCAAAUGCAAAAUAUGCUGUUUUUCCGUCUCCCGUCUGGUGCCAGUGAAGCGGCAGCACUAGAGACAUACUGUGCAGAUAUAGUGACAGCAGAUAUAAAACACAGAGGAGACUCUGAGCUCCGUGCGCAGUGUCGGAUCGUCUCGUUUAGCCAUGCGUAACAGACGUGGUGACGCUGAUGCGGGACCCUGUAGCUUCUGAAGUGCCCACUGCUUGCCACUUUCCAUCUCCCUUUGUAAAUAGCGAAGAAAGUUUUUUUUUUUCUUCGCUGCUCCCCUGAACUUAAGUAUAGUUUAUUUUGCGUCGAGCUUUUUAAUGCACGGUGGCCGUAUUAUACAAGACAACUGAAAUAUACCAAACGUUCACAAGCAGUCACCGCGUACAAGAAGGGCCGCUGGUUAGUUCUCCCUUCUGCCGCUAGAUGGCAGGAACACUCUAUUCUGUAAUUCACCAUUGAAAGACCGACAACAGGUAGUUAAACAGAAGAUGAAAUGUAGCCUACACAUUACAAUAUCUUUCUAAAAUUAUUUUUCUUUGACAUGAUUGUUUAUUUUGUUUUCUUCACCAAUGUAUCACCCGAAUAGGCAUACGCUAUUAGGCUAGUUAAUAGGUCGUUGUAGGUGUAGCCUAAAUACACGGUUUUAAAUCGAAUAUAUUUUGUUUUGCUCUUUGUUAUUAUUAUUGCUAACAGUUUUAUCAAAUCUGCUGUUAAUUUGUCCAUGGAAAAAAGUGCAUGUUCAUCUCUCAGUGACACACUUCAAAGAACACGAAACAGAUGUGAAGUGUGCUCAUUAGCUGAGCAAAAUCUGCGCACCGUGACUGUUUCCAUGCACCGAGGGAUCUAGAAGAAAACAUCAGGAUACGACACUUUAUUUCAAGUGAUUCCAGAUAAACAUAUGAAAGAGAAAAAACAAGUAAAAUACCUCAUUCUGCUAUAGGACUUUUUUGACAAUCUUUAUUCUCCUACUGUUUUUAAACGGACAGAUAACUUUUCUCGAAAUGCCAGGUCAAUUAGUUUUUAGAACCUGUGCCAGAAAAAGACACAUUUGCUGUUGAAAACUGUUGAGGGAUCUUGACCAAGCCUUUUCUAAACUACAAAGAUCUGCAACAUCUGUACAGGAACAUGCUCGAUCCCGUCUGCUUAUAAUUGGGACUCACUCGGCAGGCUGUCAAAAUGUUACCAGUUAAUUUAGUCGACUUGUCUGAGUAUAGCUAGAAGAUAUCUGGCUUCCAUUAAAUUGGUUCGUUUGGAGAGUUGCAUUCCUUCUUUUAAGGAAGAUAACAGAAUCUUAUUUUUAAGGAAAUUAGUUACAUAUCAGAAUAGCCUGUUUAUACACCUCCGCGCAUAAAUAAACGCAGAACUGUCAAACUUAAAGAGAAGCAAUUAGCGGCCAAAAAGUUGCACAUUCUGCAGAUUCAGGCGGGAAGCUCGGCAAUAGGCUGUAAUGUUCAGUGUCUAUAAAAAGCUCCCAUGACCAAACUGGAUACCAAGUGAAUUUUAUUAAAAGUCUUAUAGACUGUAGGGUUGCGCCAUAUUUAAUUUUUGACAGGUAUCAACAAAGUUGCGAGUGAUAGAAAUAGGCUAACAGUGUGCAUUAAUGCAACUUGUUUAAGUUUGAAUAAAUGUCUUAAAGAAAAGAAGAAAGAAAGAAAGUCCAGUUUUGAAAGUUGUUAGAUGUUAAAUUACUUGUUCUACUAGAACCUUAACAUUCCAAAGUCUGUAAGUCUAUCAAGCACAGCCUCGUUUUCAUCCGCGUUAAAUCCAAUGUCCAACCUGAGGUGUAGGCCUACGACAUGAUGAUUUUGAAGUCUCCUGAGUUUAUAUUCUAUUUAUAAUUCUAUUUCUUUCUCUUUUUUUUUUCUUCUUUAUUUGUCAUUGAAUAAAUAACGAUUAACAUGUAGCUAGCUAACAUUAGCAUACACUUAAGCCGCAGGGAAAGCGUCCAACAGCUUCAAAUCUAAACCACUGGGUGGCAGAAUGUCAAGAAUUCAAUUCUGUGCGAAUUUAGAAUCCAUGAAAACAGCACUCCUACAACUGUGUUUCUCAAUAGGCUAUUUGAAUUCAUCAAUUAAAUGUAUUGGUUAUUUGUUAUUAAGACCCUAAGCCUUCCAAACUCUAGAAAGAAAAUAAACAAAGGUACAAUAGUUUAAAACAAAGAAAGAACAUGCGUAAAACUGUUUCGUUGGAUUACUGUCUUGUUCUUUAAACAUUAUUUAAUGUCAGGGCUGUUCAGUUUGGCUAGGCUGUACAUCAGCUUCUGACUCUUUUCACAACACACUUGAGUUUGGAGCGCUUUUGUGAGGCUGGAGCGGGGUCUGGUUGUGUCCUCAGCACUCUGGACAGCGCCUGCACUUGCUGCUCCACCGCUGCUUAUACUCAUACAGGCUGCCAUAAAAUAUCAGUCAAGAAAAACAUGAAUGGAGCCGAUACAUUUCACUACUCUUGAUUUACAGCUGUUUCCCCCCGUCUAGCGAUUUUCAGUUGACUUGAUAACCUCCAGUGACGCGCGGCUCAUUUGCACGAUCUGACAUCUUUAUUCAUAAAUAGCCCCCAUUCACAUCUCUCUGACGUUCAUCUACCCUCUGACGAAACCUGCUCCUAUAAGAUUCACAGUAAGUUUGGCUGACUCGGAAAUGUGCUGUACUGCUCUUCUCCUGAGGCGAUAGUUGGGCUCUUUUUUUGCACCGUUGGUGGCAGUUGAGUGGCUGGCGGCUGAUUCACAAAGGUCUCUUUUCCUUAGGUCUCAAUGAAUUUCGGUUCUUUAGAGAUACAACGACUUUAGCAGAGAGAAGAUGAACAUCCAUGUGGAGGGGUUGGUGGCGAUUGUCAUCUUCUACUUGCUGAUCCUUGUAGUGGGAAUCUGGGCAGCAUGGAAAAACAAGAAUUCCGGCGUGUUGGAGGGAGCUGAUCGCAGUGAGACCAUUAUGGUCGGCGGAAGGGAUAUUGGAUUAUUUGUCGGCGCAUUUACUAUGACUGCAACUUGGGUCGGAGGGGGUUAUAUCAACGGCACAGCAGAGAAUGUUUAUCUUCCCGGGUACGGCUUGGCAUGGGCACAGGCUCCCUUUGGAUAUGCGCUCAGCCUUGUUUUGGGUGGGCUUUUCUUUGCUAAACCUAUGCGCUCCCGGGGUUACGUCACCAUGCUUGACCCCUUCCAGCAAUUGUAUGGAAAAAGGAUGGGUGGUCUGCUAUUCAUCCCUGCACUAAUGGGGGAAAUGUUCUGGUCAGCCGCCAUCUUAUCUGCCCUUGGGGCCACUCUGAGUGUGAUCAUUGACAUCGACAUCAAUAUUUCUGUGAUUAUUUCGGCUCUUAUUGCCAUUUUCUACACGCUGGUGGGAGGACUGUAUUCAGUGGCCUACACUGAUGUUGUCCAGCUCUUCUGCAUUUUUUUAGGACUGUGGGUGAGCGUCCCUUUUGCGCUCUCAAACCCAGCUGUGUCUGACAUCGGAGUGACAGCAGUGAAGCAGCUCCAUGCUAAUCAGACCGCAUGGCUUGGGAAGAUAGAAAGCUCUGACAAAUGGAUGUGGGCUGACAACUUCUGCCUUCUGAUGUUGGGGGGGAUUCCCUGGCAGGUGUAUUUUCAAAGGGUUCUUUCUGCCUCUUCAGCUACCUAUGCUCAAGUCCUCUCCUUCCUGGCUGCCUUUGGUUGUAUCAUCAUGGCUAUUCCCUCCGUCCUGAUCGGAGCCAUAGGGGCUUCCACAGAUUGGAACCAGACAACCUAUGGUCCAAUUCCUCCCAUGCAGAGGGACCAGUCGGACAUGAUUCUACCGAUCGUGCUACAGCACCUGUGCCCAGCCUAUAUCUCCUUUUUUGGACUGGGGGCAGUUUCUGCUGCAGUGAUGUCAUCCGCUGACUCAUCCAUCUUGUCGGCCAGCUCCAUGUUCGCUAGGAACAUCUACCAGCUCGCUUUCCGGCAAUCGGCUUCAGACCGUGAGAUCGUGUGGGUCAUGCGGAUCACUAUUUUUGUGUUCGGGGCUCUAGCGACGUCUAUGGCUCUCCUGACUGGGACGGUCUAUGGUUUAUGGUACCUGAGCUCUGACCUGGUCUACGUCAUCAUCUUCCCCCAACUCCUCUGCGUUCUUUUCAUCCGUGGCACGAACACCUACGGCUCGGUGGCUGGAUACAUCUUUGGAUUGAUCCUGCGAGUUGGUGGAGGGGAACCAUAUCUCAGACUGCCUCCAUUCAUCUACUACCCUGGAUGGACCAUUGAGGAGAAGGUCCAUCAUGUGACCAAGGAGGUGGAAUACUUGGUGUUGCAGAGGUUUCCCUUUAAGACAGCUUCCAUGCUGGCCUCGUUACUAAGCAACAUGGCUUUCUCAUAUCUGUUUAAGUACCUGUUUGAGAGUGGCACUUUGUCAGCUAAAUAUGAUUUCUGGGAUGCAGUGGUGGCCAAGCACAGUGCCGAAAUAAUGGACAAAACCACUCUGGUGAACAAGAACAUCAUUGGGCUGAAUGAAAUGGCCCCGGUCAAGCCAAGACUUAGUGUUACUUUAGCUGCUACCUUCACCAGGAAGGAAACCCUGACCGAAGAGGAGGACUCCAGCCCGGAGUCACCGAGUCAUGAGAAUCAGUAGAGACCCUAUGUUCAGUCCUGAGAAGACUCUCUGUUGGUUCCAUAAUGUGAAGGACAAGGCUUCACCCAAUAAGUAAAGAAAUAUCAGAUUUUAAUUACAUAGUUAAUUCACUCCACACUCCUUCUCUGGAAUUUCCAUCACUUCUUUCAAGAUGGGAAUGGGACAGCAACUGAAACUCAAUGAAAAUGGCAAAGAGAGAAGAAAACAGCAGUGAUUCGAGUGGUUUGAGUAAUAUUAGGAAAAAAAAAACUGACUUGAUGGUGUUAAUAACCCUGAGAAGCUCUUCGACUCCUGUCGGUAUGUACAAACCCUGAGUGACUCUCCUUUCCCUUCUAAAGAAAAUGUUGAGAUACUGUGAUAAACCUUGGGAAAUAAUUAUAUUAAAAGGUUAGUUCACUCAAAGAUCUUCUGUCAUCAUUUGCUCGACCUGGAUGACUUCAUUUCUUCUGUAGAACAUAGAAAAAAAAGAAAAAAAAAAUGUCUCUUCUUUUCUUCCAUACAGUCAAAGUCAAUAGACUUCAGUGUUCUCUUGGACCUCAUUGACUUUCAUUGCAUGGACAAAAAAAGCAGUUAAAAUAUCAAGUUAUAAAUGAUGACAGAAUGUCCAUUUCUCUGUGAAUUAUCCAUUUAAUUUCCUAAACCUGGACAAAUAUCAGUCCAGAUUUGAAAAAGAAAAAGAAAACGUAACACAGUGAUUAUAAUAUAUCCAAUUAUAGCUAUAUAUUAAUAAAUAAUAGGUGUAAGUUCAUGUGUCAUGCCAUUACUUACGUCAAACUCCCAUGAUAGAUAUUAGUGCAGAUUAUCCUAUCGUCCUAUCAUAAAAAUCAAAUGUAGCUAAACGGUUAUAAGCUGUUUCAUAAACAUGUAAUUAUAUAACAAGUGAUGUGCUUCCCAUCUACCAACUACCUUUAACAACUGUGACAUAAGUGCACAUGUGGCAAAUGUCUUUUUCAUGUUCAUAGUGCAAUAUUAAGAAGGAAAACAAAGAACAUGGAGAAUAUACAGUAUAUAAUCUUGUAAUCGCCUUAACUAGCUACAUUGAUUAGAUGGGGGUGAUUGGACAUUAUGCAAACCCAGUUCGUCACUUUGUUGUACUUGAAAAUGAAUGUAGCUGCAAAUGAUUUACCAGAUGUAACAACCUCCGGGGUCUGUGCUGUGUUAUUUUUUGUGAUUUGCAAAGUCAUACGUAUGUCAAAAGAAGUCAUUGUACCUGGUUUCAGGAUGAGCCAGCUGCUGUGUUAUUUUGUUGGCUUUAGCGAUACAGAAAUGUGUGUGAUGUGUGUAUUUAUAUUCCAAUGAAUAUAAUUGUCCAGUAUUCCACUAAAAUGUAAAGUGUCACUUUACCGUUCUGUAU